UUGCGGAUAGUUAUUGAAGAUGGCCUAGUCUCCUGCGAUGAAUUACGGCCACAAUGCAUCAAUUGCAUGAACCACUCGGUCAUUUGUGAAUACUCUCCGUCAACCAGUCUGGACAUGCAACCGUUAUCGGCAAGAGCCUCCCAGUCUAGUUUAUCAGCAAAGUCGGAGCGUCUCAUCAACUGGAUUUUCGUCCCAUCUGAGUAUCAAAGCACAUCGAGACGGCCAAUUCCGGACUCUAUUACCAAAUCAGCUAGCUGGACUUCGACUGGCGCUCAAUCUUCCCCAUCUCCGUCAUUCAAUCUGCCAUCUCCCUCGCCAUCCUCUUCUCAACCCACUCCCACCCCUACAACAUUUGACUUUUACGACUUCACUCUUCACCACCACUACCUAACCUCAACCUGCUACACUCUCGCCGAAGAUGACGGCAGUCUUCACUUCUGGCGUGAUGAAGCCCCCAAGUUGGCAAUCACGCAUCCCUUUAUCCUGCAUCUUAUCCUGGCUUUAGCUGGCCUUCACAAAGCCAGAAUCAACUCCGACCAUGCACUUUCACAUCGUGAAGAAAAUGGUUCGCUGCUCGUAAACAGAGCAGACCAUCACUCUGCCAUAGGGCUAAGUGAACUAUUGUCUCGUGUUGGUCAUAUCCAACCCGACAAUAUUCAGGCGGUGUGGGUGGGGGCCACCAUUUUGUGUUUUUUGCCUAUGGCUCGGGGUCCGCGACCGGGUGACUAUUUGUUCUUUUCAGUUGGUACUGAUCAUGAAAGCAUGGCCGAAUGGCCUUCAUUGGUGCGAGGAGUGAAAACACUUUCGGGGAUUUCUGGUGAUAUCAAGCCUCGGGGGAAAAAGAAUACCCCAUCUCCAGUCAAUGAAGGAGGCAAGGCGUUGGGAAUGGACUACCGGGGAUCUUUAGAGGCCUUGCGGGAGCGGAUUCUUCUGCCUGGCCAAGGACGGGAAGAAGUGAAUGGUCGAGAUCUGAGGGACUGUUAUUUUAAUGCGAUUGACAUGUUGGAGCGGAUGCUCGAUGAGAUGUGUGGGGAAAGGCAAGAUGAGGGCGAGUGUAACAUUGGCAGGUUAGCGAUGAUCAUCUACGAUUGGAUAUGUUGCUUCGAGGAUGGACUGGAUGCCUUUCAGAGAAAGGAGCCGGUGGCAUUGAUACUGCUGUCUUAUUUCUUGGUUCUUAUGAAAUUGCAUGAUGGGGUGUGGUUUGCUCGGGGAUGGGCGGAGCAUAUCAUGGGGGGUAUUGAGGAGGGCUUGGAUCAAGAUGAUCGUCGGUGGCUACAUUGGCCGAUGGAGGAGAUUGGAAUGCACAAUGGUGCAGGUAGCAAAGCCGGCACCAUCAUCGCCCCAUCCAACCCAAUUAACAAUUUUUCAUUUCGCAUGGUUGAACUGGUCCACCCAUGUAGCAACUCAAUCGUCCGAUAUACACUCCGAAUGUAUAUCAAGAGGACCGAAAACACCAUUGCCGAAAACAAACCGAUCACUAUCGGCAUGUGCGCGUUACCCCGGCGGUAUGGUACUUCGCGGCAGAAUACGCGCCAGGCAAAAUCAGCGCCAAGGGCAACGAAGACUGUUAUAGCCACGAGCUGGAAGAUGAUGCCGCCGACCAUGAUGUGGGUUCCGGUUGAUUGGGAGUUGGAGGAGGAGGAGGUCUCUCUGGUGCUCAACGAGCUGGUGCUGGAGGAUGAGUCCCCACCACCUCCUCCUGAUGAAGCCAUACCUCCUCCUGCUGCCUGGACAACCAAAGAGAUUAUAUCGCAGGUGCAGAAGAUCCAGAGGUGUGCCCCAGUACUAGCAAUGGGAUAUCCCACCUAUGAUGAGGGUAGCUCUGGGGUGGUCAAGAUACCCAAGCAUCCUAGCGAGAAUACGGAACACCACCAGGUACGAAACCACACCAUUUGGACAGCAUGGCCUAGCAUCGAAGCGCCAAAGAGAGCUACAAAGGUAGAGGCUGCUGCGAGCGAGGGCACAUAG
Aspergillus niger is the source of this 1968-nucleotide messenger RNA. RefSeq lists its product as uncharacterized. Gene Ontology annotation, biological process: regulation of transcription by RNA polymerase II. The annotation marks the transcript as partial. Lineage: Eukaryota; Fungi; Ascomycota; Eurotiomycetes; Eurotiales; Aspergillaceae. Gene Ontology annotation, molecular function: zinc ion binding; DNA-binding transcription factor activity, RNA polymerase II-specific. The transcript is spliced from 5 exons. The record is from RefSeq and is a predicted model, not a curated record.